AUGAAGAACAAAACCAUAACUUUAUUUUUUAAAAGAAAGAAUCAAGAAAAACAAGUAGAAGGAACUGAUGAUGAAGAACAACAAGAGAGUAAACGUCAAAAAGCUUCAACAAGCGAACCGGUUAUUGGUCUAGAUACUUGUAAUCAACAAAUUCCACAAGCUAACAUCAAUGAAGUGGAUGUUAGUAGCCUAGAAAGAGAUCCUGCUAAACGACUUGAAAUGUGGAAAUAUCCGGUUAAGGUACGUGAGCAAGUAAGGCUAGCAUAUAUAUCAUUAGGAGUGUAUCAACCUAAUCUUGAAGUGUAUAAGCUUAGAGGUCCAAAGAAUAAUCUUCGUCGAUUUAAAUAUGCUUGUUGUGAAGAACUUGACAAUUGGAAAAAGGUUGAUGAUGGGAAUAAUUGUCCUUUUUUGAAGCACAUUAAAUCUUCAACACACAAAAAGGCAUUUGUGUUUGCUACUAAUUUAGUGAAUCAAGAAGCACACAUUCAAAAUUUCAUAGAAAAACAAAGUGAAGAGAAAAUAAGGAAAAACCGUUUAAGAUCGAAUGGUACAAUUGAUGUAGUUCGUUGGUUAACAUACCAAGCUUGUGCUUUACAAGGAAAUGAUGAAUCUUCCAAUUCAAAGAAUCAAGGUAACUUUCUUGAAUUGCUAAAACUAUUAGCUUCUUAUAAUGAUGAUCUUGCAAAUGUUAUUUUGGCAAAUGCUCCUAAAAAUUCCAAGUAUACAUCUUCCGAUAUUCAACAAGAAAAUCUUAAUAUUAUGGCAAAUAAAGUGAGAAAGUAUAUACGGGAAGAAGUGGGGGAUUCUUGGUUUUGUAUCAUGGUUGAUGAGUCACGAGAUGAAUCCAAAAAAGAGCAAAUGGCCAUAGUCUUAAGAUUUGUUGAUGCGAAAGGGGUGAUACGAGAAAGGUUCUUGGAUAUAGUUCAUGUAGAAAAUACUGUUGCGGUGACUUUAAAGGCUAGUUUGUGGAAUAGACUUUUCAAUCAAAACUUUGAUACUGGAAAAAUUCGUGGUCAAGGUUAUAAUGGUUCUAGCAAUAUGAGUGAGGAAUGGAACGGAUUACAGGCACUCGUUCGACAGUAUAAUCCUUAUGCAUAUUACGUUCAUUGCUUUGCUCACAAGUUACGACUUGCCUUAGUUUGUGUCUCAAAUGAAGUUGAUCUAGUACACGAGUUAUUUGAUAAAUUAGCUUAUGUAAUAAAUGUGGUUUGUGCUUCUAGUAAGCGUCACGAUGAGUUACGAAAAGCGAUGGCAAUUGAGAUUAAAGAAUUACUAGAGUUUGGUGAAAUCAAAUUGGGAAAAGGAAAAAACCAGGUCGGGACAUUAAGAAGGUCCGGGGAUACACGUUGGGGUUCCCAUUAUAAUUCCAUUUGUAGUUUGAUUAACAUGUUUGGUGUCACCCGGGCUGUUCUCAAGGGAAUAAUGGACAACACUACUCAUGAUACCUGUCCUCAACGUGGAAAUGCUCAAGUGGCUUAUACUCACUUGAAAUAUGACAUAGAGCAGCCCGAUAUGAGAGCUCCAUAUAAAUCUACCCAGUAUCGGCCUCGUAAAAAUGAUCUUCAUGUUACAUUUGAACAUUUUUACCGAGUAGAUUUGUUUAUGGAGACAUUGGAUAAACAAAUACAUGAGAUGGAUUGUAGAUUCAAUGAGCAAUCAGUAGAGUUGUUAUCUCUUUGUGCGACUUUAUGUUCAAAAAAGAUUAAUAUUGGUGACAUUGUUCUUCUUGUUGAGAAAUAUUAUCCUAUGGACUUUAUUGAGCAUGAGAGAAAUCAAUUAAGAUGUCAACUGGAGACUUUUCAAGUUGAAAGGAUAAAUAAUGCCAAGCUAAGUAAGGCAGAAACCCUAUCUGAUCUCUGCCAAACUCUUGUAGAAACUGGGAAAAAUAGCAUGUAUGAUUUGGUUGAAAGAGUAUGUCGGCUACUCUUGACACUUCCGGUUUCGACUGCAACAACAGAGAAGGGAUUUUCGGCAAUGAAGAUAUUCAAGACUCGCCUACGUUAUAAGAUGUCUGAUGACAAUCUAGCAAACAGUAUGGUGAUUUACAUAGAAAAAGAAAUUGCUAGCAAGUUUGAUGCGGAGUCCAUAAUUGAAGAAUUCAAGGUUCUUAAAGGUCGAAAGGCUGAACUCUAA
Erigeron canadensis is the source of this 2133-nucleotide messenger RNA. RefSeq lists its product as uncharacterized. The transcript is spliced from 4 exons. The record is from RefSeq and is a predicted model, not a curated record. Lineage: Eukaryota; Viridiplantae; Streptophyta; Magnoliopsida; Asterales; Asteraceae. Gene Ontology annotation, molecular function: protein dimerization activity. Bases 1 to 2133 code for a protein of 710 amino acids.